GGUCGACACAAGAGGAACGCCACGUUUCCAGGCGGCCAGACAGCCAGCUUGCUGCAGUCAUCAACAACUAGGAAAUAUUCUGCGGACGCGUCGACGCUGCGCGACGUGGCGGACGGUUGCGGCGGCACCAGGACGCGUUACUGUUCUGGGGGCGCGACCACGUGGCCCGGGCCGAGGGUGCAGCCGCCGCAGCCCGAGAUACCCAGCCUCGCCGCGCCUGCGCCUAUUGACACCAAAGUAUACACAGACCAGCCGGUGUCGUCAGCGUCGCCUCCAACCCGGGACAAGAUCAACGGUGAGGAGAAGGCCAGGUCGCGACGCAGGGAGACCUGGGCAGAACCCGCGGCGCCUCCCGUCACUGACGAGGGCGUGCGGUCCCCGCUGCUGCAGCAACAGCACCAGCAGUACGACGAACAGUUGCGCGACAUCGCCGCAUCUCUCACGAGACCCAGGUCCCGGAGAGCGCUACCACCCACGCUCGAGAGACCCACCAGGCUCCCGCCGCCAGAUCGACUCCCAGCACGUGGCUCGCCAGAUGGUGGGAUACCACCAGAAGAGGGCAACUCCAGCUCAGCAAGCGAGGGUAGUGAGCCUACUGAUGUGGCAGAAGCCACUGAAGGCGGUGAGGGUGGAAGAGUAGAACUUCCGGCAGAAAGGCUCCUUCAUGCAAGGGCUGGGUGGUUACAGCGAAGAAGCCCGGGUGGCUGGUCGCGACACUGGUUUGUCCUGCGAGGAGCAGCCCUCUUAUACUUCAGGGAUCCAUGCAGAGCACCGGGGUUGAUGGACGGGGUCAUCGAUCUGAGUGGCAUAUCGAGGGUGGUGGACCUUCCGACUUCGGCGUCCACUAAUGGCUAUGCUUUUGAGACUGAGACUUGGGAUGGAAAGCAUAUAGUGUUAUCGGCGGUGACAGCGGGCAUAAGGGCUAACUGGGUAUCAGCAAUGAGAAGGACAGCAGGUCUGCCCGACACAGGACCGCUGUCACUAAUACUACGAGAAGAUACAGUUGACCAGGCGUCGGAGUCUUCAACAUCACCCAUCACACCAGUCACUCCAGUCACUGGGAAAUUAGCACCGUUCUCUUCAGAUGAAGAAUAUCGAACGGCGUCCGAAGGCGGCAGAAGAGAUAGCGCUGACUGGGGUGAUGUAGGUACGCAGCCUCCACCAUCCCCCAUCCUUAACCGCACCCCAAUAUCUAAAGUUAAAGAAAAAGUGCGCGGAAGAAGCAGUCAUCAAGUACCACCAAAAACAGAUGCAGCUAAAGACGAAAUCGAUUCCACCAAAGAGAAAGAAAACCCCCUUGUUGAAGUUGAUGAAAACGAAAAACCAAUAGAACCGAGAAAACGCAGUUACAUAUCGACUAUUGACAAACAGUCGAUAGAAAUCGAAGAUUUACGCAAACAGCUUAAACUGGCUUUGAACGACCUCCACGCUACGGAGACGGAACUAGCGAGGUUACAGAAAUUAAAAUCCGAAGCGGCAUUGAGAGAAAACAAAAUGGAAGAAUUAGUAACAUCGUUGCAGAAAAAGGAAGAGGAACUGUCCGUUAGAACGAAAGAAGCAGAGAACUUUGAUGCAAUAAAACAGCUUUACAAUCAAGAUAAGGCUGUAUGGGAGAACAAGUUGACUGAAACUCAAAAAUUCUUAAAAGAAUCCACUGACCACUGUGAGCUAUUAACGCGGCAGCUUUCGUCAGCACAAGAGAACAUCAAGCAGCUGCAACGCGAACUAAAUGAAUUAAAUGAAAAAUUAUUACGAAGCAUAAAAGAAAACGAAAGCUUAUAUGCCAGGAUAAGAGAGUUAGAAGGUCGCGUGGUGGCCGAAUCUCCGACUAAAGAAAAGAGAAAGAGUAUCGGAUCGUUGAGCGAUCUCACGAAUAUCAACCAAGAUUUAAAUGUAGAAACGUUGGAAAAGACCAGACUCAUCGAGGAGUACGUAGAAAUAAGGGCGAGGUUUCUAAAAGCAAUUGAAGAAAUCAAGGCCAUGAAAAAGGAACUACGUGAGUCUCACAGUAUGUAUGACGAACUUGAAGUAACAAAUAUGAAAUUAAGGAAUGAAAUGAAAUUACGGGAACAAUGUAGCAGAUCAGAAAUAGAUUUGAUGGCAGCUCGGAUUUUGGACUUGACACAGAAAUUGACCGCAUCAGAUAAGCAAGUGCGAACACUAAAACAUAAAAUUCAAAAGUCUGAGUCAAGGGAAAAACGACGAAGUUUGUCGCUGAAAGGAAGAGAGUCCAUCACGUUAGGAAAAGAAGUGGAAGAGAAACUAACAGAGUUAGAGAACAAGAUAACGAUGUUAGAGUCGGGAGAAUCGGUUCCCAUGAUAAAUUCACCGUCGAAGAGCGCGUCGCCAGCCAAAGAAAAAACCACUAAAUCCGACAGCCUCACAGACGAGAAACGAAUGAAGAGACUGGCAGCUCGUCUCAGGAGAAAAUCACUGGACAGCGCCACCAGCUCCGAGCCAAUGAAGAUGCUAGUAAGAUUAAGUUCAUUAGAAACCAAAGUUGCCUCUGCUUUAGAAAACCGCCGAGACUUGACGAAUUCAUGUGAAUCAUUAAGUCAAGCGACGAGAUCUACUAACAGUCCCAUAUUUAAUGACAGUCCCGAAACUUCCUCGGUGGGCACACAAUCACAGAGGCAUCUUCUGGACAGGCUACAAAGUCUCGAAAACGUGGUCAUACACUCGAGAAAUAAAGUGAACGAGUGUUUGUGUCAGAUGAGCGCUAUGAGAGCGGCCAAGUCACGACGCUCACCAUCUCCGAGUCUCGAAAAGAAAUAUAGUAUCAAGUCUAUGGAGAAAUGUCUCACUGAUGUCAGUAAGAAACUACAGGAGUGUUUUGAUAAAUGCGUCAUCGAUGGCGACCAAAAACCAGACGAAGAAGUGAAUGACAGUGUCGCACAAGUAGUAGUCCAGCUUGAGGAGCAGCUGAGGGCAAAACUUCUUGAGAUAUCACGGAGAAAGGCUACGCUGUAUGAGGCUGGAGAAUUGACGCAAAGGAAGAGCCUGGAGAUUCUGGCGGAAAAACUUGCAUAUGAAGCCGUCCUCGUCAGCAGAAUACAAGAAGCGCUCGAGUCAUCCAAUGGAAGCAGAUUCUUCGCGAGACUGAUCAAAUCUGAAAUAAUCGAAACUAGUCAACUAAUAGAGAACCUUAAACGCAAGGUAAACGGGGAAGGACACACCAAUUCCGGGGUCAGAAGUUCCCUGGACUACCUCGCGAGGAUAUUGACACGAAAGAUCGAUAUUGUAAAUGGAUCGAGGGAGACGCGCGAUCUUAGAAAGACGGAACUUAUCAUCCACAGUGCUGACCUCGAAGCUUUGAAGGCAUCUCAGAAAGAAGUCGCAGAAGCGGUCGACAGGUACAAGACGGAGAAAUUGGGCGAACUAUGCUCUGCGCUGGCUAGCGAGACCCUCAGCCACGCGGCAGCCGACAGUGACCUCGAUCAACACCGCGCCAACGUGGAAGCGGCGCGUGUGCGUGAGGCGUGGGCAGCCGCAAGGGACGCGCUCGGUGCCGAACUCGUGCAGGCAGAGGUGGCGCGUGCACUCAGUCGGGCUGCGCAGGUCUGCGAGGAGCAGCUAGACGAGUCGCGCAAGGGAAGACUGACACUAACUGCGCAAGACCGCGCCGACCUCGAGCUGUGGUGGCAGGCCGCACAUGACCACUUGCGCUGCGAGAUGGACGCGGCCGUCCGUGACAUCGCCGCGCGGUACCGCGAGUGUCUCGCUAGCGAGCGGCGCUCUCGAGAGGGCUCGCCAGCACCUGACAGUCGCGCAUUGCUACAGCAAUUAGCUGAGGCGUUAGCACAGCGGGCCCUCGUGGACGCGCGCGUGGCCGUGCUGGAGGGGACGUACCGCGCCUCCGAGCCGCACGACGAGCCGCGCCGCAGCGCCCAGGACGCCCUCUCCUCGCUGGAGAGCGACCCCGCCCGCGAGGCGGAGUUUGUUUAUCUCUUCCAGCGCUUCUCGACCGAGUGCCGCGCGCUCUUCUCCAGUGACUGUUCCGGUAACAGUGAAGACUCGAUGAAGAUCGGCGAGAGCCUCGAGCGGGUGGAGGCGGCCGUGGCGGAGGUGCAGCGUCGCCUCGCCGCCGAACGCGACGCGGCCCCGUGCGAGGACGAGUGCGACGCCUCGCCCGGCGGCGGCGGCGUGCUCGAUCGCGUCGAGGCCCUGCGACGACGCGUGGAAGCUCUGCAAGCGCUGGUGCCCUGCCAGCACUGCAAGCAGCUGCAGGACGCGCUGGACAGGUUGCACGAGGAGCGCGCGCGUGGUGAAAACGCGCUGGCGCAGCAGGCGGGCGCUCUCGCGGCGGCGCGGCGUGCGCGUGCGCAGCUACAAGCGCAGCACGAGCGCGAGCGCGUCGCACUGCGGGAGCGUGCGCGCACUCUGCAGCGCCGACUCGCCGCUCUCGAUUCAGAGUAUUCCGCACAACUGGACAGUCUUAGGGCUGCUUAUCAGAGCGCGGUGGCGGCGGACACGCACGGGGACGGGCUGCGGGCGCGGUACCAGCAGGAGAUCGAGCAGCUGCGCGCGCUGUGUGAGAAAGGGCUGCUCGCCAUGGAGAGCUCGCACCGACGCAUCGUGCGCGAGAUGGAGGAGAAGCACCGCGCCGAGAGGGAACAGCUCAGGCUGGACAAGGAGCAGGCGCUGGCGGAGGAGACGCGCGCCACGCUGGCGGCGCUGGACGCGAUGCGCAAGGCGCACGAGAGCGAGGUGCGGCGCGAGGUGGACAAGUUCAAGGCCGAGUUCCUCGCGCGCGGCGCGCACGCCGACCUCUCGCACCUCAGCUCGCGACACCAACAAGAAAUGGAGGAGAUCAAGCGUGAGAUUCUGUCGCUGUCGGAGAAGUACUCUGUAAAGUGCGUGGAGUCUGCGGCGCUGGAGGAGCGGCUCGCGUCCGCCACCGCACAGCUUGCGCAAGCGCACAACCACAUCAUGCAGCUCGACUCCAGAAAUAAGCAACUACGCGCACAUUUAAUAUCAGAAGCUAAUGAGAUGAAGAACUCGGAGGGUUCGCCACUAUCGCAGCUGUACGAAGACUCAGGCGCGCAUGGGAAGGCGGAGGCGCCGCUGUGGAGCCACUUGCGCCACCUGGCGGCCGCCUGGCAGCGCGCCAACAAACUACAAGGGGAAGCCGUCAAAGGCGAGCAGCCUGCUGGAGGCGAGGCCGGCGCGCCCCGCCAAGAUACAGUUCGCGAAGACAGAGACCACCAGAAACCUGCAGCUGUCCCCCGUGCAGAAUUAAAGUCGACUCAGCGCUGCUCAGCGAGUGGACGCAGCGGUGUGGCGCCGCUCGUGGGGAUGGUCGCCGAGCGGAAAAAACGCUUCGAGCUACUGUAGGCGACGCGACGGAGUAAACGGACGAACAGAUUUAUUCACGGUCGAUACUACUAUAUAUUGCGUUUAUCGACAUCGCUAACUCGAAACUGGAACUACACUAUUUUUGGAAUCAUUCGGCAUCGAUAAUAGUGCAGCUCCAGCAAAAUAUCGACAUUAAGGCAUAUAUCGUACACCCACCACACUAGCACCUGGCCACUUAUUGUUUGUAUUCCGAUGUUACGCGUUGAAAUUAUAUUUAUGUGUGUUGUCAUUAGAUUACUUUUACACUAAGCAAGUGGAAGUCGAUAGGAUGGUGUUCGAAACAAUCGAUAUGAAUUUGUUUAUACAAUUAUUUCAGUUUCUCCAAACGUUAAACUUAUUUAAUAAAAUUUAUUAAAUUAAUAGACAUUAGAAAUUACUUUGGUAUUUCGACUUUAAAGGAGAGGAGAAAUUAUUGAUAUUUUAAAAUUAAUCUUUAAAUAUAGAGUAGGUGUUAAUUGACGAAUAUGCCUAUUUUUAUGCUAAUCGUAUAAAACUAACUAAUAGAUUUCAAACAACCCAUCCUAUCGACCUACACAAGUGUUAUAUUAUUACUUUUACAUAGUUUAGUCGCAGUUUAAUUUCAUUCGUUCAAUCAGUAAAUGAAUGAAUGAUAUGAACUGCAGUAUUUAUGUUUUGAACAUAACUUCAUGUGUUGCUUCCAUUGUAUUUUUGUUAUAUCCUUAGUAAAUAAUUAUUUUAAGGCCAAAUAACUUUCUAUAAUCACUAGUGGCCAGACUUUACUCCCACCCACCACACGAAAUGUAGAAAAUUAUAUAAAAUGUUUGUUUCUUACGUAAUGUUUAAUUAAGUUUUUUUUGUAUAUUCAUCUAUUUAAUUAUUUAGUGCGAGCGGUUCUGAUUUCGACGAUAGUCUGUAGUCUACGGUUAGUGAUUUGUUUAUUGUAUAUUCAUCACCCUGUAUAUACUAACGAGUAUGUAUACUAUGCUAUCACGAAGAUACUGCAAGAUUUAAUUUUUUAUUUUUUAAGGAAUUGUUACCAAAUAUUUUUUCGUGUAUUAUCACGUUGUAUGUUUCGGAGACGCGAAAAUUGUCUUCCUUGAUUUCGAUUUUUUUUUUGUGUCAUAUUUUUCUUUAUUAUAAAGCAUUAUCCAGAUUAUUGUUUGUUAAAAUAUUUCAAAGUCUAUAAUCAAAACUCUAAAUGCUUUAUUUUUCUUCAAACUUAAUAUUGGAAAUUUUAACUCCUUAUAAAGUUAAAGGGGUUAUUGCUGAAUAAUAACUUGUUCCAUGUUUCCUUCAAAUGUGUUUAUUUCUGGAGUCUUCCCUUUAUAGUUUAUAGUCGCAACUCCGAAACAUCCAACAUUUCUUGUAGGCUUUAUUUAAGAAAGGAAAUAAGUAGAAAUGCGAAAGAGAUUAUUAUUAGAUCUAUUUAAAAAAUAUAUCUAAUUUUGCGGGCGCGACACAUGUAUAAAGGUAUUUUUUGUUACUUCAUAAUAACAAAUCAGAUUUAAGACUUAGCGAGCCCCUUUAUUCGAGAGAAAAAUGAAUUAUAAAGUAACAAGAAAUGUCCGCGUCCGACCCCAGAGGCACGAUUUAACAUUAUUAUUAAAAAGUUUGACAUUUUCAAAUAUUAACACGUCUAACUCGUCUGUGUGUCAACUCGUUACCAUGAACUAUCGCACUGGGCAUUUACACUUGAAAUUUGUUUUUUUUUUCACUUUGUUGUGUACAGUAACACGAGCAUACCCUGUGCCUUAAUCAGCUUCCGUCAUGUGUAUAUCUAAUUGCUCAAUGUUAUCUAGUUAACUUAAUAUAUGGGAUACCAAAACGUCAUACAAUAGCGUUAUAACGGACUUAGUGUACACUCGACUAUAUCUGCAAAUAUUUCAUGUAUCGUGGAGGUCUCGUGCGCGAGUGUCGCGACUGACUCGAGUGUCAGUAGUGUCGCGAGAGCCGACACUCGCGCACACGGCCGCAAGUUGAAUUGUAAAGUGUUGGUUUAUAUAACAAAGAUUUUUAAAAUAAAUUACUUAAUACAA
This is a messenger RNA of Manduca sexta (tobacco hornworm), 7352 nucleotides long. It is a transcript of the gene osp, whose product is annotated as protein outspread. Gene Ontology annotation, biological process: actin filament organization. NCBI's taxonomy places the organism in Eukaryota, Metazoa, Arthropoda, Insecta, Lepidoptera, Sphingidae. The record is from RefSeq and is a predicted model, not a curated record. Gene Ontology annotation, cellular component: actin cytoskeleton. Gene Ontology annotation, molecular function: actin filament binding.